AGGAAACACAUAAGUAGGUGUCCGUGUGUCGUUUGUUUCUUGGGAUGUUGGUUUGUUAUCCCUCACAUUCGUCUCUAUCCCAUUCUCACCUUGCAGUCAUUGUCCUUGAUCUGUGAUCGGACGCCCUCCCAAUUCUCCUUGCAUUCCUUUCGCCGUCCUACCUCUCACACUCAUCAGGAUGCAUUACUCAAGAGUGUUGGCCUGCUUGGCCAUGUUGAGCAGCACGUCCUUCGCAGCCUAUGUUCUUGAAGAUGACUACUUCGCCGGCGCAGGCUUCUUCAGCAAAUUCGAUUUCUUCACUGGGCAUGAUCCGACCAACGGCUUCGUUGCAUACCAGAGCAAGGAUAGCUCCACUGCCAAGGGCUUGAUCAGCAGUUCCUCGGGGAGCGCACAGAUGCGUGUCGACUCCAAGAACGUGGUGACGAACGGUCGACCCGCUGUCCGCAUCUCCAGCACCAAAUCAUACAACACCGGUCUCAUUAUUGCCGACAUUGCACAUAUGCCUGGUGGCAUCUGUGGUACAUGGCCUGCCUUCUGGAUGCUCGGCCCGAACUGGCCCAAUGGCGGUGAAAUCGACAUCAUCGAAGGCGUCCACGACAACUCGGUCAACGCCAUGGCCCUUCACACCGGUGCCGGCUGCAGCAUCAACAACAACAGCGGCUUCAGCGGCCACAUGGCCACGACCAACUGCUUGAGCCCGGGCAACAACGGUAACAUGGGCUGCGGCAUCUCCGCACAAGGUAGCAAAAACACCUACGGCGCAAGCUUCAACGCCGCACAAGGUGGCAUCUACGCCACCGAGAUCACCGCCCAGGCCAUCACCAUCUGGUUCUUCCCGCGCGGCAGUAGCCAGGAAAAGAACGCGCAAUCCUCCGCCCCGAACCCAGCGUCAUGGGGUACGCCCGUGGCCAAAUUCACCGGCGGCUGCAGCAUUGCGAAUUCCUUCAAGAGCCUCAAGAUCAUCUUCAACACGACCUUUUGCGGCGAUUGGGCCGGCGGUGUCUGGGGUUCCAACCCGACGUGUAAGGCCAAGGCGCCGACGUGUAAUGCGUAUGUCGGCCAGAACCCCAGCGCGUUCAGUGGUGCGUAUUGGGAUGUGCGCGGUUUGAAGGUCUUCAAGCAGGCUAGCAGUAAGAGAGGAGAAGAGGGCAGGGAGAUGCCGGUCUCCUUCGAGGCGUGAGGGCAAUGAUUGAUCUUUGUUGUGGACUUCUGCUGGAGUCUCUCUUUUCUGAUUCUUGAGUGGAUGGCAGCGUGAUAUGGCGUCCAGGGAAGGGUUCACUUAUGAAAGCGAGUCUGAGCGAGGUGUUCCGGUUGAGUGGCAUGGAGCACGAAAAUUCUUCUUCCUCGAUGUGCUGGUCAUAUCCUUACUUUGAGAUACCCC
Messenger RNA from Dissoconium aciculare CBS 342.82, 1381 nucleotides. RefSeq names its product glycoside hydrolase family 16 protein. The record is from RefSeq and is a predicted model, not a curated record. NCBI's taxonomy places the organism in Eukaryota, Fungi, Ascomycota, Dothideomycetes, Mycosphaerellales, Dissoconiaceae. The transcript is spliced from 2 exons. Gene Ontology annotation, biological process: glucan catabolic process. Bases 179 to 1180 code for a protein of 333 amino acids. Gene Ontology annotation, molecular function: hydrolase activity, hydrolyzing O-glycosyl compounds.